Molecule: messenger RNA, 1052 nt
Organism: Darwinula stevensoni
Lineage: Eukaryota; Metazoa; Arthropoda; Ostracoda; Podocopida; Darwinulidae
Source: the annotation of a GenBank genome assembly
GCCUUCGCCAUGAACGGGUACUUUAAUUUCAUCGUUCUUCUUCUAGCCCUACCCAGAGAGAGCCAUCAGGGAUGGAUCAAUAAUAUGCCGACUACGGGAAGAACAACGACGGGGACAACGGCUACCACUAGCACUACUACUACUACUACUACUACCGUUCCACCCUCGCCUUGCAGCCGAUACACAUCAACUCCGCCGCUGUUCCUGGCGAAUCAAUGCGGACGAUGGAACUUGCCCAGUGCAUCCACCACAAGCAGCUGGUUCACACGAUUCUUGGAGAUUUUCCUGCUUCCACUGCGUGGGCCGGAACCGGAGAACAGAGAGGCGGACCCCCUGAUCAUCGGUGGAGCCCCUGCAACCAUCGCGGAAGCCCCGUGGAUGGCCUACGUCUCCAUCACGAAACCGAGCGGAUCCUUUUACUGCACGGGCUCCAUCAUCGACCAGCUCCAUGUUUUGACUGCCGCUCACUGCGUCAUGGACGGGGGAAACCUCUUACUGCCAAGCAGUGGUCCUACAGGUUGUGACUUGAGCAUCGUCAUGUCCGCAUGCACAGAACGCUAUGGACUCGCUGAUAUCACAAAGGGUCAUGAUAUCGCCGUGAUCAAGCUGAACCAGGCCCUGACCUUCUCGCGCUCCGUUCAACCGAUCUGCGUGCCGAGAUCCGACAGCCUGAGCGAUGCCGGAGCUUGUCCUGCAAAAAUUUUCGGAUGGGGUCGUACCACUGAAACUCCGGCAGUCCGACCCCAGAUUGUGCAGAAACUGGAUGUGACGGUUCUUUCGAAGAAUGCGUGUUCGAGUGAAUUCGACAACGGCAUCGUGUGCGUGAAUGGGGUCAUAUCAGGGUCUGGAACCUGCUUUGGAGACAGCGGAGGACCUCUGGUCGUGUACGUCGGCAGCGUGGCCUACGUCAUGGGAGUGGACUCGUACAUUUAUGGCUCCUGUGGACAAAAUCCCCCCCGAUACGCUUGGGUCACUGCAUACGUCGACUUCAUCUCAUCCGAAGUCAUGACGGGGUGAAAUGGGCGCAAAUGUUCCAUGCACAGGACUCGGGC